GUCGGUGGAGGAGGCGCGCCAGGGCCGCGUGCCGCGCCUCUUUCAGGCCAUGAGCCUCAACGCGCUGCCCGCCAACCUCGAAGCUCGCCGGCGCAUCGUCACUUUGGCGCGGUCCGUGCAGAUGGACCCAUUGCCAUCUGCGCCAGUGAAGCAGAUGCCUACCCUAUCCGUGCUGAUCCCCCACUACUCCGAGACGAUCAGAUACUCCAAGCAGGACCUCUUCUCAGACUCUGUGUCGAACGACUUGCUGCGCUUUCUGAUCAAGUACUACAGGGACGAGUUCCGAAAUCUCAUCGAACGUCUAGAAGGUGCGGACAGCGAGAGCAGGGGGCCGAACUGGUUGGAAGCUGCCCUUUGCGAGUGGGCGUCCCUCCGCAUGCAGACGCUUUGGCGCACAGUGGAUGGCAUCUGCCACGCGUAUGGGCAUGCGCUGCAAACGUUGGCCAAGCAUCAAACAUUGGGAGACAGCAUGGGCUUCGGUGAGGAGCUCGUUCGCCAGCGGCUUCAGGUCGUCAUCGCCAUGCAGCAGUAUGCCAAGUUUUCGGAUCCGGACAGCUCGGGCUUCAAUCCACAGCAUCUUGAUGCAGUGGAAGCGAUGUUCUCAACCUUCGGGGAUUGGCUGAGCAUCGCUUACAUUGAGGAGCAAGAGGGAGAGGGAGGACGACGCUACUUCUCCUGCCUGAUCGACAGCUCCUGCGCGCGCCAUGAGGUCGGUGAGGGCCACUUCGCAAGGGCGCCAAAGUUCCGCAUCGAGCUGCCCGGAUUUCCCAUCCUCGGCCACGGGAAGAGCGACAACCAGAACUGUGCG
Molecule: messenger RNA, 808 nt
Organism: Symbiodinium sp. CCMP2456
Lineage: Eukaryota; Dinophyceae; Suessiales; Symbiodiniaceae
Source: the annotation of a GenBank genome assembly